AUGACUGAUGACUGGGCUGGUCUGCCUCUCGAUGUAUUGGGGCAGAAGGUACCCUGGUCCGCUAUCCCCAAUUCCCUGGCCAGCAUUGAGUCAGCCCGUAAACGAGACGAUGCUGUUACCGUUCUCUGCCUGCCAAUCUCCGACGAUUCAGUUCACGCACCCGUCUUCGUCGGAGCUGGCGCUGUCUGGUUCGGCUAUUAUUAG
Penicillium daleae is the source of this 204-nucleotide messenger RNA. RefSeq lists its product as uncharacterized. The coding region runs from base 1 to 204 and encodes 67 amino acids. The record is from RefSeq and is a predicted model, not a curated record. The transcript has 2 exons. NCBI's taxonomy places the organism in Eukaryota, Fungi, Ascomycota, Eurotiomycetes, Eurotiales, Aspergillaceae.